Messenger RNA from Magnusiomyces paraingens, 1347 nucleotides. RefSeq lists its product as uncharacterized. Gene Ontology annotation, biological process: nuclear migration by microtubule mediated pushing forces; nuclear division; mitotic cell cycle. Gene Ontology annotation, molecular function: GTP binding; structural constituent of cytoskeleton. Gene Ontology annotation, cellular component: cytoplasm; microtubule; spindle. The record is from RefSeq and is a predicted model, not a curated record. Lineage: Eukaryota; Fungi; Ascomycota; Dipodascomycetes; Dipodascales; Dipodascaceae. Bases 1 to 1347 code for a protein of 448 amino acids. The transcript has 5 exons.
AUGAGAGAAGUCAUCAGUAUUAACGUUGGCCAAGCUGGUUGCCAGAUUGGUAACUCUUGCUGGGAGCUCUACUGUCUCGAACACGGAAUUCAACCUGAUGGUUUCCCCUCGGGUGAAGUGAGAAACGCUGGCUACCGUGAUGAAGGCUUUAGCACAUUCUUUUCUGAAACUGGUACCGGAAAGUUUGUCCCAAGAACCAUCUAUGUCGACUUGGAACCCAAUGUCGUUGACGAAAUCAGAACAGGCAAGUACCGUGAUCUCUUCCACCCAGAACAACUCAUCACCGGUAAGGAAGAUGCCGCAAACAACUAUGCCCGUGGCCACUACACUGUCGGUAAAGAACUCAUUGACCAAGUCAUGGACCGUGUCCGCAAAGUUGUCGACAAUUGCGACGGCCUCCAGGGUUUCCUCUUCUCUCACUCCUUUGGUGGUGGUACCGGUUCUGGCUUUGGUGCCCUGCUUCUCGAACGCCUCUCGGUCGACUAUGGCAAAAAAUCUAAACUCGAAUUUGCAGUCUACCCUGCCCCUCAAAACUCUACCUCCGUCGUUGAGCCUUACAACUCGGUCCUCACUACACACUCAACCCUUGAACACUCAGACUGUACCUUUAUGGUCGACAAUGAGGCCAUUUAUGACAUGUGCCGCAGAAGUCUCGAUAUCCCUAGACCCUCUUACGAAAACCUUAACCGCCUCAUUGCUCAGGUCGUUUCUUCCGUCACAGCCUCCCUCCGUUUCGAUGGCUCAUUGAAUGUCGACUUGAAUGAGUUCCAAACUAACUUGGUCCCCUUCCCCCGUAUCCAUUUCCCCCUUACCACUUUUGCCCCAGUCCUUUCUGUCGCUAGAGCAAACCACGAAGUCAACUCAGUCGCUGAUAUUACCUUCUCCUGCUUCGAGUCCUCCAACCAAAUGGUCAAGUGCGACCUCCGCAACGGAAAAUACAUGGCUACCUGCUUGUUGUACCGUGGUGAUGUUGUCCCCAAGGAUGUUGGCCAAGCUGUCGCAGUCAUCAAGGCAAAGAAGUCUAUCCAGCUGGUGGACUGGUGCCCCACAGGUUUCAAGAUUGGUAUUUGCUACGAACCCCCACGAUGCGUCCCUGGUGGAGAUCUUGCCCAGGUCAAGCGUUCCGUCUGCAUGCUCUCAAACACAACCGCCAUUGCCGAGGCUUGGAGCCGUCUCGACCAAAAGUUCGAUCUCAUGUACUCAAAGCGUGCCUUUGUCCAUUGGUACGUUGGUGAGGGUAUGGAAGAAGGUGAGUUUUCCGAGGCCCGUGAAGACUUGGCUGCUCUGGAGAGAGACUAUGAGGAGGUUGCUGCUGACUCGCCUUAUGACGAGCCCAAUGAGUAUUAA